Molecule: messenger RNA, 2034 nt
Organism: Lodderomyces orthopsilosis Co 90-125
Lineage: Eukaryota; Fungi; Ascomycota; Pichiomycetes; Serinales; Debaryomycetaceae
Exons: 1
Coding region: 1-2034 (677 amino acids)
Source: RefSeq, a predicted model, not a curated record
AUGUCGUCUACUUAUACUAGACAGAGGUCGUCAUCAAUGAAUUCGCUCAAUUCUAACCAUUCAUCAUAUUCAACGCCACAACCAGCGCCAAUCAACAUACUACUGCCUCCAUCAAACACAUUGCAACUGAAUGUGUUGCCAUCUUUGAAUACCCAGCAACAGCCACAUCAAUCUUUGAGGCAUAGCGCAUCUCCUGGUUUAGUGUCAUCGUCCACGACCAAUAACAAUAAUAACAAUAACAAUAACGCGUUUGAACUACCACCCCCGCCACAAGCCACACACCAGUCGGCACCAAUUAACCCACAUGCAAACUCCAUAUCACCUACUUCGACUGCAGCUAAUGGAGCAUCUACAACAGCAUCAGCUAACCACAAGAGUGAUAUCGUUUCAACUCCAACACUAUGUUCAGCCAAUAUCAAUACAAUACAGAAUGUAGCACCAACACCAAGCUCGACAAGAAGUAUGUCGAUAGUGAGUCUUGAACAAAGUGCCCGGAAUUCAAUUGUAUCAGUGGAUGAAAAUCUUCGCUAUCAUGCGCGGAAUGAUAGUUCAGCAAGUUUGGCAUCGCUUGGGCAUGUGAAUCACAAUACAUUCACCAUGACACCAGUAGGGAAUUCUUUUGGGGGGCUGAAUAGACAUGAUUACGGAUUUGAUCAAGGUAGCGGUAGUGGUGGUGGUGGUGGUGGUGAUACAAGGAUGAAGUCUUCACACGGUGUUGGUUGUGGUAGUAAUCAAGGAUCAGCGGUUUUGACUGACGAUGAGUCGGAAUAUGAUACAAACAUGACCACUAGUGGAGGAGUAUCUCAAUCUAGUGAUACUUUGAAAACUAUUCCAACCACACCUGUCCUUGGAGCUACAACAAGCUCUAUGUCAUUCGGACUGACAACAAGGGGUAUGGCAAGACCAAUGCAUCGGUCAAAAAGGCGUAGUUUCAAAGAUGAAGUUUCACUCCAACAUUUGAAAAAUGAUUUCAAAUUUAAGUUCCAUGACAUGUACACAGCAGCGCCAACCACAAUUCCAACAUCCCCCGUAUCUUCUCAUCAUUCAGGUUGCCACAUCUAUAGCUUGAAUGCCAGUCCGACCUCAGAAACUUUGAUUCAUGGAGGGAAACAACUUCAGAAUGAGUCUCCGUUAGAAGAUAGAAAUGAGUUUACGAGCCCUGGAUUAAACCACGAUACAAUUGGCAAACAUUUGGAAAGUCCCGAAAUGAAAAAUGCCACUAGUACAUCUUCGUCAUCAUUUACACAACCUCCGGCACCGACCAAAAAAUUGAAAUCAACAAGUUUAAUUCAACAAUCACUUUACUUGAAGAGGAAAUUGGCGUUUUCCAAAGACUUACAAAUAGAAUUCAAUAAUGCAUCUGACUUGUCAAACAACAACACACCUGAUGUUGGAUCACCUGGUACUAGCGCAUUACAUUCACAUUUGAUUACAAUGUCUCCGCCAUUAAGUACUGCGUUGUCAGAAGCCAAAUUUUUUACACAUUUGCCAUCAUCGUCGACCAUGAUGGUGCCGAGGAGAAGAUUAUCGUCGUCGUUAAAUGAUGCGGAAUCUGCAAAAAAGACCACGAGCGCAGGCGCAAGUGGUAAUGCAGAUGUGGGUGCAGACUUAAACUCGAGUGCAAAUGCAGAUAGUCUGGUGAAGUUGGAUUUGAAAAUGCCAAUACAUGACCAGGACACAUCAGGUGCGAGUGUAUCUCCAUUAACUCCGCUUCGAGCUAUGCAAUCAGUCAAGGAGCAAAAUGAUUUGAUUACAAAGUUGAACAAAAAGUGGAAUAAGGCGAUGAUCAACAGCAGCAACAGCAACAACAAUAGCACGGACGGCAGUCGGGAUGACAACAAGGCCAGUAAUAAUGGCAAUCUCACCAACAUAGAUGGGCAAACACAAAAACAUUUAACAACCCUGUCCAAAUUAGAUGAAACUAGCGUAUUGCACAUGGUUCCAAACAAAAGAAAACGUUCUAGACGUGAUUCAUUUGAUGUUGAAGAAGACGACAGUUUUGAUGAUUUUAGUUAUGACCGUUAUGACAAGUGA